Molecule: messenger RNA, 1811 nt
Organism: Drosophila willistoni
Lineage: Eukaryota; Metazoa; Arthropoda; Insecta; Diptera; Drosophilidae
Exons: 1
Coding region: 158-1750 (530 amino acids)
Source: RefSeq, a predicted model, not a curated record
CAAGUUAAUAUGGUUAUGUAGAUUCAAAAUUUAGUUUUUACUUUUUGGAAAUUCAGAAAUGUUGUAGUCGAUUAGGUCAAAAAACAAAAUUUACAGUUUUACCAGCAGAAGGAAGAAGGCAGACGGCAGACAGAAGAAGAAGCAGGUUUAGUCGAAGAUGGCACCCAAAAAUAGUGCGAAAUCUUGCGGCUUUGUUGAAACCGAAGAGGGGGAGAAUGGCAAAUGCAGUUUUAUUCUAACACUCGACAGUGAUGGCCACAUGGAGAUCAGUCCACAUAAUGUGAAAGAAGAGCCGCAGCAGCAGAAGCCACAGUCGGAGUCACAGCCGGAACGUAUCUGCAGUGGAGUGUGUUCCAAAGAGAUUAAACCGGAGCCAUCGACGAGUAAUAAGCGACGCAUCAGCAUAGCAAUACUAAAGCAUGAUCCGGCGGAGGAAGGAGCAGUGGCCGAAGGAGUGGGCAAGGGUGUAGGAGUAGAAACUCAUGAUAUCGUUAGCAUUGGGGGUGGUAUACAAGGCGCUGGAGCAGCUUUACCUCGUUUCGUCAAGAUCUAUAACAAAGAUCUGGGCAGCAAGCCAUCGUUUGUUGUCCUCGAGGAUGCCGUCGUGCGGAAGCGGAUUGAAGAGAACCUCCAGCCGGCAACAUGUCAUUGUAAUGCCCAACAGCAGACAUCACCGUGCGAUAUUGGAGCACAUACAAGCUCUCAGACUGAUGAGUAUUUACUGGAAUACGCUGUGCGUCCUCAGCUAGUGAAAAGGGCAGCAACAUCUCAAAGGGUCCAGCAACGGCAACGGAGUGGAGCAGGCAUUGUAGAAUCAACUGGGUCUCCCCAUGUAACCAUCAGCUUUCUACCACAGAUAGCUGCAGGGAACAACAACAACAAUAAUAGCAGCAAUAAUAUGGUCUAUCCCUCGUCUAGCCAUACUUCCUGUUCCACUUGCUCGAGCUGCAGCUGUGCCUGCAGCAAUCAUUGUUGCUUCCUUCAACCAUCAGGAGUUUUGCCCACACCAGAGCCUCAAGUCAUGGGCUAUUAUCCUCAUCCAUUGCCCUUGAUUGGUAGUCAUUGUAGUCAUAUGACUUUACCAACAGCAGCAGCAGCACCAGCAACGUUAACCCAACAGCAAUAUCCUUUUAACAAUUGGUAUCCAUCCCAUAGCCAUCAAUGUCUCUACUAUCAUCCACCAUCGACAAUGAACAUGACAUCCGGUUGUCCUAGUCCCCAUUGUGGUGCCACCUGUUGCAUGCAUGGACAUGGUCAUCAUUCACAUGGCCAUUGUGGCAAAUGUUUCAAUCAGCAGCAGCAGCAACAACAACAGCAACCCAAUUAUCCUCCAACCUGUGGACGAUCGAAAAGAGCCAAACACAACUCUUGUGGGGAAUCAACAGAACGUAGCGAGAAGUUCAAGGAGCCACCUCAAGAAAAUGUUGUUCCACUGCCAACCAGUUUCUCGGACUCCUCCACAAUGAAUCCCAGUGAAACAUUGCAGAUAUCAGAUACUGGCCGUUCGAUUGCUGGAGCCGCUGACAUUUGCUCGGGCGAAAAGUGCUCUGCUGCGACGACAUCCUUGUGUAUGGCUCGGUUUGGUCGCACUUGUUUGAUCUUAAGACCCACCACGCCCACAGCCAUACCACGCCUAUUGACCAAACGCAUUAGUCGCUACACUUCGAUGAUGGCAUGGCCAAGCGGCAAUAAGAUGAUCCACCAAAAACCAGCCAAGAUAGAUUCCAAAGAGGUCACACAGAUAAAUUAAUUAAUUUCCCCCCUCUAGACAGCAAUAAAAGUUUAAAGUAAACAAAAAGACUAUCAUUUCA